This is a messenger RNA of Botrytis deweyae, 817 nucleotides long. RefSeq lists its product as uncharacterized. The transcript has 2 exons. Bases 242 to 817 code for a protein of 191 amino acids. Gene Ontology annotation, cellular component: mitochondrion. The record is from RefSeq and is a predicted model, not a curated record. Gene Ontology annotation, biological process: FMN biosynthetic process; riboflavin biosynthetic process. Gene Ontology annotation, molecular function: riboflavin kinase activity. NCBI's taxonomy places the organism in Eukaryota, Fungi, Ascomycota, Leotiomycetes, Helotiales, Sclerotiniaceae.
CCUUGCUUAGUAUAUCGAUCUAUUCCACCCCACCAUUCGCCAUCCAGUCAGUACUAGCUAUUGAAUAAUAAACAAUAAUCGAUCACUCAAUCACUCACUCAGUCAUUCCUCAUUCACAAACAUCACUCAUUAAUAUACGGACGGAGUAUACUCUCUCUACUCAAAAUCUCACCCACCAAUCCAAUCCAAUCCAAAGCGCACUACUCCAAUCUCUACUUCUACUUCCACCUUCACCUCUACAAUGCCGACCAAAGAACCCCGCCCUCUCAUUGUCGGUUCGGAAAGCGGUCCCGAAUCUCCCUAUCCGUUACGAAUGGAAGGGGAAGUGGUUUCUGGAUUUGGUCGCGGAUCUAAAGAACUCGGAAUCCCCACCGCAAACAUCCCCGUCACAAACGUCCCCUGGAUCGACACCGCCCCCUCAGGCGUGUACUUCGGCCACGCCGCGCUCGACCUCCCAUCCACGCACCCCGAACUGCAAACCCCCUCCCCCUCCCCAUCCACCCCUCCGACCUCCCAAACCACCCGCCUCUACCCCAUGGUCAUGUCCAUCGGCUACAACCCGUUCUACCGCAACACGGUGCGCUCGGCCGAAGUGCACCUGCUGCACCAGUUUUCCCACGAUUUCUACGGGUGCCACAUGCGCGUCGAGAUUCUGGGCUAUAUUCGUCCGGAGCUGGAUUAUGUGGAUAGGGAGUCUUUGGUGCGGGAUAUCGAGACGGAUAUUGAGGUUGCGAGGGGGAGUUUGGCGAGGGAGAAUUGGGGGGUGGAGAAGAGGGAUGGCUGGUUGUUGGGGGGAGAGGCGGGGAAGAGUGAAUGA